AUGUAUGAAGAAGAUGAAGAUAUGGAUGAGACUAAUUUUGAAGAGGAGGACGAUGAGAUCUCAUCAGAGCAGUGGCAGGAGGCGUGUUGGGUAGUAAUUUCGGCAUACUUUGAUGAGAAGGGUCUCGUUCGACAGCAGUUGGAUAGUUUCGAUGAAUUUAUUCAAAUGAAUGUUCAGCGAAUUGUUGAGGAUUCUCCACCGGUUGAAUUGCAAUCUGAAAUUCAGCAUUUUUCUGGAGACAUCGAAAGCCCUAUUAAAUUUGCAUUGAAAUUCGAUCAGAUAUACUUGUCAAAGCCAACUCACUGGGAAAAGGAUGGUGCUCCAACUCCUAUGAUGCCAAAUGAAGCUCGACUGCGAAAUUUAACGUACUCUUCGCCCCUUUAUAUUGAUAUAACAAAAACAAUGUAUCGAGAUGGGGAAGAGCCUAGAGAGACAAAAUAUGAAAAAGUGUUCGUGGGAAAAAUUCCCAUAAUGUUGAGGUCGUCAUAUUGCAUGCUAGCAAAUAUGUCUGAUCGCGAUUUAUCUGAACUAAAUGAAUGUCCUUUGGACCCUGGCGGCUAUUUUGUAAUAAACGGUUCGGAAAAGGUCUUGAUUGCUCAGGAAAAAAUGGCCACAAAUACUGUUUAUGUUUUCUCAAUGAAGGAUGGAAAAUACACAUAUAAAACAGAAUGUCGUUCUUGUUUGGAAAAUUCCAGCCGACCAACAUCCACAUUAUGGGUGAAUAUGUUACCGCGAGGUGGUGGAGGCAGCAAAAAAUCUGCAAUGGGUCCCAAAAUCAUUGCUAUUUUGCCGUAUAUUAAACAGGAAAUCCCUGUGAUGAUUGUUUUCCGUGCAUUAGGUUUUGUUUCUGAUCAUGAUAUAUUGGAACAUAUAAUAUAUGAUUUCGAAGAUCCAGAGAUGAUGGAAAUGGUAAAACCAAGUCUGGACGAAGCUUUUGUUAUUCAAGAACAAAAUGUUGCACUCAACUUUAUUGGUGCACGUGGUGCCAAGCCAGGUGUUACUAAAGAACAGCGUAUAAAAUAUGCUAAAGAAAUACUACAGAAAGAAAUGCUUCCGCAUGUUGGCAUAUCAGAUUUUUGCGAAACCAAAAAAGCAUAUUUUUUGGGUUAUAUGGUACAUCGAUUACUACUAGCAGCGUUGGGUCGUCGUGAGUUAGAUGAUCGUGAUCAUAUGGGUAAUAAACGUUUAGAUCUUGCAGGACCUCUGCUUGCAUUUCUAUUUCGAGCGCUUUUUAGAAACCUUCUUAAAGAAGUUCGAUUAACUGCUCAGAAAUAUAUAAAUAAGAAUGGAGAUUUCAUGUUAGAUUUAUGUGUUAAAACACCACUGAUAACUCGUGGACUUGCAUACUCACUGGCAACAGGUAACUGGGGGGAUCAGAAAAAAGCUCAUCAAUCAAGAGCAGGUGUAAGUCAGGUGUUGAAUCGUUUGACUUACACGGCAACAUUGUCCCAUUUACGUCGUUGCAAUUCGCCUAUUGGUAGGGAAGGAAAAUUAGCGAAACCUCGUCAAUUACAUAAUACCCAGUGGGGCAUGGUAUGUCCUGCUGAAACGCCUGAGGGUCAAGCGGUUGGUUUGGUAAAAAAUCUAGCGCUCAUGGCCUACAUUUCUGUUGGUAGCUUACCAGAACCAAUUCUUGAAUUUUUGGAAGAAUGGUCGAUGGAAAAUCUUGAAGAAGUGGCACCAACAGCAAUCGCUGAUGCUACCAAGAUUUUUGUUAACGGUGCUUGGGUCGGUAUUCAUCGAGACCCCGAACAGUUAAUGAGUACUCUGAAAAAACUUCGAAGGGAGAUGGACAUUAUAGUUUCGGAAGUUUCUAUGGUUCGAGAUAUCAGAGACAGAGAAAUACGUAUUUAUACGGAUGCCGGACGAGUUUGUCGACCUUUGUUAAUUGUUGAAAACCAGAAGUUGGCUUUGAAAAGGAAACAUAUUGAUCAGUUAAAAGAUAACAGCUACACUUGGUCUGAACUUGUUGCUGGUGGAGUUGUUGAACUUAUUGAUGCUAUGGAAGAAGAAACAAUAAUGCUUGCUAUGAUGCCGGAGGAUUUGAAAGCUGGAGGUUAUUGUGAUACCUACACACAUUGUGAAAUUCACCCUGCUAUGAUUUUGGGUGUUUGUGCAUCUAUUAUACCUUUUCCUGAUCACAAUCAAAGCCCAAGAAACACGUAUCAGAGCGCUAUGGGUAAGCAGGCUAUGGGUGUCUAUACUACAAAUUUUCAUGUCAGAAUGGAUACACUCGCUCAUGUACUUUAUUAUCCGCAAAAACCCUUGGUUACGACACGAUCUAUGGAAUACUUAAGAUUCAAUGAAUUACCUGCUGGGAUCAAUGCUAUCGUAGCUAUAUUGUCGUACACGGGGUACAAUCAAGAAGAUUCUAUAAUUAUGAAUCAGUCGGGCAUUGAUAGGGGUCUAUUUAGAUCAGUUUUCUAUCGUUCUUAUCGUGAUCAGGAAGCUAAUUUAGAUAGUGCCAAUGAAGAACUGAUCGAAAAACCUACAAGAGAUAAGUGCUCCGGUAUGCGACAUUCGCUUUACGACAAAUUAGAUGAAGAUGGUAUUAUUUCACCUGGAAUGCGUGUUUCUGGCGAUGACGUCAUCAUUGGAAAAACAAUAUCUUUGCCAGAUACUGAAGAUGAUUUGGAUGCAACAAUCAAACGGUACACGAAAAAAGAUGCCAGUACAUUUUUACGAAGCAGUGAAACCGGCAUUGUGGACCAAGUUAUGUUGACUUUGAACACGGAUGGUAACAAAUUUGUGAAAAUUCGCGUACGUUCUGUACGUUUACCACAAAUUGGAGAUAAGUUUGCCUCAAGGCAUGGUCAGAAAGGUACAAUGGGAAUCAUGUAUAGACAGGAAGACAUGCCUUUCACAAAUGAAGGUAUUACUCCGGAUAUUAUUAUCAAUCCUCAUGCGGUACCAUCUCGUAUGACUAUAGGUCACUUAAUCGAAUGCUUACAGGGAAAGCUGUCAGCAAACAAGGGGGAAAUCGGUGAUGCUACACCUUUCAAUGAUACUGUUAAUGUGCAAAAAAUCAGCAACUUGUUACAAGAAUAUGGUUAUCAUUUACGUGGUAAUGAGAUUAUGUAUAAUGGACAUACUGGUCGCAAACUCACAACGCAGGUUUUCCUGGGUCCUACUUAUUAUCAACGACUAAAGCAUAUGGUAGACGAUAAAAUCCAUUCAAGAGCUCGUGGACCUGUACAGAUGAUGAAUCGUCAGCCCAUGGAAGGCAGAGCUAGGGAUGGUGGAUUGCGCUUCGGUGAAAUGGAACGAGAUUGUCAAAUUUCGCAUGGAGCGGCACAGUUUUUGCGGGAACGUCUUUUCGAAGUGUCAGAUCCUUAUCAUGUAUAUAUAUGUAACAAUUGCGGCUUGAUCGUUGUGGCUAAUUUGCGGACAAAUUCAUUCGAGUGUAAAGCGUGUCGUAAUAAAACCCAAGUGUCAGCAAUUCGUAUUCCAUACGCUUGCAAGCUAUUAUUCCAGGAACUGAUGUCUAUGUCCAUUGCACCCCGUCUUAUGAUUUCAUAA
This is a messenger RNA of Thelazia callipaeda (thelaziosis nematode), 3519 nucleotides long. NCBI's taxonomy places the organism in Eukaryota, Metazoa, Nematoda, Chromadorea, Rhabditida, Thelaziidae. The record is from the annotation of a GenBank genome assembly.